Molecule: messenger RNA, 624 nt
Organism: Malassezia japonica
Lineage: Eukaryota; Fungi; Basidiomycota; Malasseziomycetes; Malasseziales; Malasseziaceae
Gene: RIB3
Product: 3,4-dihydroxy-2-butanone-4-phosphate synthase
Exons: 1
Coding region: 1-624 (207 amino acids)
Biological process (GO): riboflavin biosynthetic process
Cellular component (GO): cytosol
Molecular function (GO): 3,4-dihydroxy-2-butanone-4-phosphate synthase activity
Source: RefSeq, a predicted model, not a curated record
AUGUUUGACGCGAUCGAGGCGGUGGUCGCGGACUAUGCGGCGGGCAAGUUUGUGAUUAUGCUCGACGACGAGAACCGUGAGAACGAGGGCGAUCUGCUGAUCGCCGCGAGCAAGAUCACGACCGAACAAAUGGCCUGGUUUAUCAAGCACACCAGCGGCUUCAUCUGCCUCUCGCUCACGCCGGAACGCCUCGCGCAGCUCGAUAUCCCCAUGAUGGUGCCGAACAACACGGAGAAGCACAAGACGGCCUAUACGAUCACGGUUGACUAUGUCCACGACACGACCACCGGCAUCUCGGCGCACGACCGCGCACUCACGGCGCGCAUGCUCGCCGACCCCACGCUCGGCGCCACGGCCGCUGACUUUUCGCGCCCGGGGCACCUCAACCCGCUGCGGUACACGACGGGGGGCGUGCAGGUGCGCCCGGGGCACACCGAGGCCGCGGUCGAUCUCGCCAAGGCCGCCAACCUGCCGCCGGCCGGCUUGCUGUGCGAGCUGGUCGAUGCGGACGAUGCGCUCGGCGGCAUUGCGGCGCGCGACGCGUGCCUCAAGUUUGCCAAGGAGCACAAUAUCAAGGUCUCGUCGAUCGAGCGCCUGCGCGAGUGGCAGAAUGCGCAAAAGUAA